Molecule: messenger RNA, 273 nt
Organism: Aspergillus bombycis
Lineage: Eukaryota; Fungi; Ascomycota; Eurotiomycetes; Eurotiales; Aspergillaceae
Product: guanine nucleotide-binding protein subunit gamma
Exons: 3
Coding region: 1-273 (90 amino acids)
Biological process (GO): G protein-coupled receptor signaling pathway
Cellular component (GO): heterotrimeric G-protein complex
Molecular function (GO): G-protein beta-subunit binding
Source: RefSeq, a predicted model, not a curated record
AUGCCUGCCUACGAGCUUCGAUCGGGAGGGGAUGUGAAGAACAAGAAGCAAAGUGUGGCCGAUUUGAAGUAUCGACGAUUGACAGAACUCAAUGCUCGUCUGAAGGAAGACCUGGACCGUCCCCGGGUCAAAGUGUCCGAGGCUGCGAUGUCGCUGAUUAACUACUGCAACAACACUCGCGACUUUAUGGUACCUUCCGUAUGGGGUCAGGUCGACAAACGCGAUGACCCAUACGCCCCUCAGCAGCAGGGAGGCUGUUGCACGGUCAUGUAA